AUUGAAAAGCGAUGAGGGAUAAGUUGAACCUCGGUUAAAAGUUAAUCAUGAGUUGUGGAACAGGGCCUAAAAAUUUUUAUUUGUUAAUUUUUAUUAAUAAGAAAUUCUUUUCAGUAUGAGGAGAUGAAGCACGUGCAGAAUAUGAACUUAACGAGUCAGAUGCAAGUACCACCACCGCCUCUUCCCAAAGAGGAUACCCGACCUCCUUUGCCUCCCACAAAUACAUAUCAAUUUACGAACAUGCCACCUCCACACCAAAACAAUCUUCCAUUAUUUCCUGCAAAAGAAUCUCCCAAUAAGAUGAUGUCACAAGCAAAUGUAACAAGUUAUCCUUCAAAUCCACCGUUACCUACAACAAGCCAACCACCCUUACCACCUGAAAUCGAGAAUAGCGAAAAUAUCACAGCUGAAAAAUCUAAUAGUAAUAUAAUUAGUGAUUCCAAAAGUGCUAAAAAAUUGAUCUCUGAAGAGGAAUUGACCGAAGCUGAAAGAACAUUUGAUGCACAGUUCAAACAGUGGGAAGAACAAUUUAAUACUUGGAAGCAGCAAAAUGCCAAUCAUCCAGACAAGACUCAGUAUAAACAAUACGAAGCGAAAUGGACAUCAUGGCGUGAGAAGUUGCUCGAACGACGCGAACAGAUGCGUAAAAAACGCGAACAACAAAAACAAGCUGCUGCGAAAGCAGAAGCCGAAAAGAACAAAAACAUACCUGGGGACGAUAAAAUACUAAACAUCUUAUCGAACACUGAAAAUCAAGGAUUGAUCAACAAUUUAUUGGGCAUUGGGAAAACUUUGGGUCUUACAGGGAAGCAAAAUAUUUCUGCAUCUUUAGUGCCUCCGCCACCACCGCCACCAAUGCCGGAGACCACAAAUAAUUCUAGUAAUCAACCUGUUGCACAAGGAAUGCAGCAAAUUCCACCACAACUAAAUAUGAUUGGACCCACUGUACCGAAUUGGUCCAAUCAACAAUGGGGAAAUCAACAAUAUAAUUCCAGAAUGGAAGCACCGGCGUAUGGUCUCGGGAUGUCGACAAUGCCUCCAAUGCUCUCAACGCCGGAUAUUGGACCACCCCAAAUGAUCUCGUCAAAUUUUGCACAAUCACAGCUGAAUAUGCCAAAUAACGUUACACCAAAUUUUUCGCAACCUCCACCAAAUUUUCUUAAUAAUGAUCGAAUGCAAUUACAAAAUGUAAAAGCACCAGGUCUAACAAACAUAAAUGAUUGUCCUCCAUUUGGUUCAGCUGAUUCUUCAAGUAUGGAUAAGCGUUUUAUGCAUCCAAAUGAUCGAGCAUCUCACAAUUUUGACGGACAAUCCAAUUUCAAAAGAGGUGAUCAGGAACGUUUUGGACGAGAUAAUACUAAUUCAAAUUUGCACGAACAAGAAUUUAGAUCUUCUACUGAUAAUUUUGACAAAGUCGAAGCACAACGUUUUAGAAGAGGCGAUAGAAAUUAUAAUGACUUUGGGAAUAAUCAAUUAAACUCACAGAAUAAUUUUAAUCUAAGUAAUGAUCGGUUUGGGCCGGCAAAAGAUCGUUUUGGGCCAGGGAAUGAUCAUUUCAACAGCGAAAAUAAUAGGUUUGGAUCGAUGGGAAGUGAUAGGCUUACAUCGGGAGGUGAUCAAUUCGGAUCAAACAAGGAUCGUCCUGGCUCAGGAUCUGAUCGAUUUAGCAAUGAAUGGUUUAAAUCGGAGGGUGAUCGAUUUAGACCUGGAAAUGAUCGGAUCGAAAUGGAUAAAGAUCGCGGAUCUGGAAAUGAUCGAUUUCCAGAUAAUGAGCGAUUUGGAUCGGAUCGGUUUGUAUCAGGUGGAGAACAGUUUGCUUCUGGAACUAAUCGUUUUGACUCUAAAGAUCGUUUCUUUUCUGGUAAUGAUCGAUUUGGGUCUAAUAACGAGUCUUUCCGACCGAACGAUAGAUUUGGUAGAGGUAAUUUUGAUUCAAAAGAUUCAGCUGAUAAUAGACGAGACAGUUUUGGUACUAACCGGGGUGGUUUCACUAGAAAUUCAUCAUUUGGUUCGUCGAAUGAAUUAUCGCCAGAAUUGAAGAAACUCAUGGAAAAGCGAAGAGCAGCAGGGGAUGUGUUCAGACCCAGUUUUGUUGACUCCGACAAGUUUACUGGUAUUGGUUCUCUUAGUGAAAGCUUUAAAAAAAUUACCAGUCACUCGCCUUUUAAAAGUUCCUUCGAUUUUCAAAAAAAUCCACCAAAUCGUAGUGAAGCAACGAGUAGUGGAUCAUCAAGUUUUCAAUUAUCUUCUGAUUCGGGUCAAAUUUCUACUUCAUCAUAUGGGUCACGAGGUCACUUUUUCAGCGAACCUCCUCCUCCUUUCAAAGGACGUCUGGAUAACUUUGUUAAGCAUAAUCCUAUGGAUUACAAUGAACGAGGAAAGAAUAUAGAAAUCAGACCGCAUCCCAAUCAAUUCCAACUAACAAAUAUUCAGCCACAAGAUGUUGUUAAACGCUCUGAAAAUAUCGAAAUUAUUGAUAUCGAUGCUGAUUCGUCGCUGCAAACUGAUAAUGUUGCAGAUGUAAAAAAUACGGAAGCAAUGCAAGUGGAUGAGAUUAAUAGUUCUAUUGAGCAAAGCAACAUUGUUUCUUCUAAUGACUUAAAGGAUAAUAAUGGAGAAGAAAAUAAAGUUAUUAAUGAUGAUAAUUCUCUGCAACAGGUUGACAAGAAACAUGAUGAUAAAAUCCAAAGCAACACCGAAAGUACGAAUGAAUCUAAUAACGGUAUUAAGAAACCUGAAAGUUUGCCCUUCAUGGGUGAAAAUGACGUACCACCAGUAGAUUUGAACAUUGAACCACCACCGGAAUUGCCUAAUUUGUGUCCCAUUUCUACGGACUCCAAUCAAAAUAUGCCACCGAAUUUAAACAAAGAUUUUGAUAGAAAGGGACCAGCUGAUAACCAAUUCGAUAUGCGUUUUAAUAAUAAUAACAACUUUGAUUCCAAAAGGAUGGAAUUUAAAUCUGGUGUACCAUUUGAACCUCGAGGACCGCCAAUGUUUAGUCCUAGAGGUCCUCGUGCAUUUUUAACUGAUUCUUCGCGAGGUUCAUUCUUAUCACAAGGUUCUAUGGAUGUACAAUUGGGUCCACGAGGACCCAAAGAUGGCCAAUUUGGGCUUAAUAUAUCAAGUAAAAAUCGUUUCAGUCCUAAAAGAUCUAAUGAUGAGCAAUGUAAUGAUCAAGAUUAUAAUGAUGAAUUAUCUGAACAUUCAAAUAAUGAGAAAUUCAAUCCACGUGGUCCUGUAGAUGAGUCAUUUGGUCAAUUUGGACCUCGACCGCUCAUGAAUACAAAGUUCGGUCUGAGAGGAUCCAUCGAUCGUCCAAUUGGACCAAGGGGACCAAUUGAUUUACCGUUUUCUCCGCGAAAUCCUGGUCCAUUUGGACCUAGAGGCAACAAUAUGCAAUUUGGUCCUAGAGGAGUUAAUGAUCGUUUAGAUUCUCGAACAAUGUCCGAAAGACCAUUUGGAUUGCGAGGGCCCAAUGAUGGAUCAUUUGGUCCUAGAGGUCCAUUUAAUACAUUUUUUAGUACUAGAUGUCCUUUCGACUCACAGUUCGGUUCUAUGGGAUCCAAUAAGUUUGGUAAAUCAAAUGAGGCACCAUGUGAUAAGAGAUCUUUCGAUAAUAGUGGAUCUUUUAGCUCUUCUAAUGAAAAAGUUGAUUUUCAAAAAUCCAACGAAGAUCUGACUAGUCCGCGUGGUUCUAAGGAAUCUGUUCUACUUGGUUCUUGUGAUUCAAAUGAUACUUUGCUUCAACGUAACUCGAAGAAUUUUAAUGAGAACCGAUUUGAAUCUCGAGAUUCUAAUGGUGGACCCUUUGGAUCAUCGGACUUCAAAGGCCCGAUGAAUGAUUCAACUAAUGCAAACUUUCCACCUCCGAGCGAUUCUUCGCUUAAUCGCGACGAUAAUUUGCGUAGAAAUUCUUGCAUUAGAAAAGAACAGUUUGAAGAUAAUAUUUUUGCUAAAAAGGCCAAGUAUGAAAGCCCAAAAUCGACUGACGAAUUUAAUAGAAAUUGUCCUGAUAAAAAUAUUGAAAUGCAGAAAGAAAACACCAAUGAAUAUAUUGGACCUGAUUUUAAUAAAAAAGAGACUGUACCUUGUUCAGGAUAUGGAUUUAAUGAUAAUUGGAAGGAUAAGUUUGGUAACGUUCACAGAUCCGAUGCAGAGCAAUAUAACAUUGAUAAAAACAUUUCAAGUACAUUUGACGAGAAGUUAGAAAAAAGUAUAAUGGAACCAAAGGUGGGUAAUUUUAAGUCUCAAUAUGGUGAAUCUACGACUGAAUCUGACUUUGAAUCGAAAUAUUCUAAUUUAUUGAUGAAACGACCGAGGAGUGAUGAAGAAUUUUGCGUGCAGAAGUUUAAUUAUAAUCACGGUGAAGGUGAUAAAAGAAUUGUUGAAUCGAUUCACUUUACUCCGACAAAGAUAAUUGAUUACGGGCACGUGUCUCGUGCUUUGAUUAUGGAGCAGCAACUAUCGUCAGUCCAGUGCUUUGAUUACGGUCACGGAAAUUUAAAACCCGAUUUGCAGCAGCAUCAUUAUCCGAAGAAAGAUUUUAGGAAUUGGGUGGAAAACGAGCAGAAUCUGAAGGAAUACACUGAAAAAAUGAGCAAUUACGAAAGUACGAAGGGAAAAUAUGCUGAAAAAAUAAGGAACUAUAAAAACAAUGCAAUAAAUUUCGAUGCACGCAAAUCAGUGGAUUAUAAUAAUCGAAAGGAACGUGAUUGGCAAUCGAAUAAAAAAACUGAUGGAGAGAAGAAAGAAAAUGAUGAUCGUAAGGAGAGGGGACAUUAUCCCGAAUCAGAAUCCCGAAGUUUUGAACGAAAUAUUGAUGACCAGAGCGAUCGACAUCAAAGUGAUAAAAAUAUUCACAAAGAUACAGAGCGGGUUCAAGAGAUACAUGAUAAUCCCCGAAAGGAGAUGACUAAAGAUAAUGACAAAGAUGAUGAUAGAUUGAAAGGAAAUGUUAACUGGCAGGAGAGUGCAAACAAAAACAUCGUAGAUACAAAACUUCAAGAGAUCAGCCUUUCUCCAGAUACAAAGAAAAAUGUUGCGGAAUCCACUACGAAAACCCUGGAAUUGGCAAAAAUACCGAAUUUUACGAUGGUCGAUGAUCUAUUGUGUCCACCAGGUCGCCAGAACAGACCACCAAAAAUAGCUAUCAUCCUCAGAGGACCACCCGGUAGCGGCAAGUCUUUUGUGGCUAAACUUAUUAAGGAUAAAGAAGUCGAGCAGGGUGGUUCUGCGCCGAGAAUAUUAAGUUUAGAUGAUUAUUUUCUUGUCGAAAAGGAAAUAGAGACUAAGGAUGAUAAUGGAAAGAAAAUCAUAGUUAAGGAAAUGGUAUAUGAAUACGAAGAGGCUAUGGAACAGAGUUAUAUAACUUCUCUUGUUAAAGCUUUUAAGAAAAAUAUAACAGAUGGAUUCUUCAAUUUUAUCAUAUUAGACUGCAUUAACGAGAAAAUUUCGGAUUACGAAGAGAUGUGGAGUUUCGGCAAGACAAAAGGUUUUAAAGUGUACGUAUGCGAGAUGGAGAUGGAUCUACAGAUAUGUUUGAAGAGAAACAUUCACAACCGUACCGAGGAUGAAAUUAAUCGGAUUAUAGAUUACUUUGAACCAACACCCAGUUAUCAUCAGAAGCUAGAUGUAAAUUCGAUGUUGCAAGAGCAAGCAAUAGAAGAGGUGGACAUGGAAGAUAGUCAAGAGACGCAAGAAAAAUCUGCUACUCAAACUGAAGAUAGUCAAGAUAGCCAGGAAGAUACUCAGGAUGUAAUUGGUGUUAGUAAGUGGGAGAGAAUGGAAGCUGAAGAUAAACUGGAUCGACUGGACGGUUUGGCAAAGAAGAAAAACGAAACAAAACCGCAAACUAUGGAAGAUUUCUUACAAGUUCCCGAUUAUUACAAUAUGGAAGAUACUUCUGGUAAAAAACGAGUACGUUGGGCGGAUCUAGAAGAGCGUAAAGAGCAGGAAAAAAUGCGUGCUGUUGGAUUCGUUGUUGGACAUACUAAUUGGGAUCGAAUGAUGGACCCUACGAAGGGUGGGAGCGCCUUAACACGCACAAAGUUCUUCACGCUAUCAUAGAACGAUCAACAGUUAACGUGAGCAUUAAAAAUGAAGUGCAGCAUUCAAGUAUUUGGUAUACCUCAUUAUUUUAUGUUUCCAGCA
Messenger RNA from Trachymyrmex septentrionalis, 6150 nucleotides. RefSeq lists its product as uncharacterized. Lineage: Eukaryota; Metazoa; Arthropoda; Insecta; Hymenoptera; Formicidae. Bases 124 to 6066 code for a protein of 1980 amino acids. Gene Ontology annotation, biological process: regulation of telomere maintenance. The transcript is spliced from 13 exons. Gene Ontology annotation, cellular component: nucleus. The record is from RefSeq and is a predicted model, not a curated record.